Molecule: messenger RNA, 1260 nt
Organism: Drosophila subpulchrella
Lineage: Eukaryota; Metazoa; Arthropoda; Insecta; Diptera; Drosophilidae
Exons: 2
Coding region: 74-973 (299 amino acids)
Source: RefSeq, a predicted model, not a curated record
AUUGCUAACAUAAUCGACAGACAGCUUUGAGCUAAAAUUCAAUCUCAAAUCCAAUAAAAUCCAUACAAUCUUCAUGCGAAUGCUAGAAUUUUUGGCUAUGUGCCUGCUGUUUCACUGCACCACCGGCCACAUUGUGAUCAAGAGACACUGCCGCCUGCACAAACGAAUGGUCAAUCCGCAUGAGCUUUUGAAUGAUUUUGCAGCCAUCAAGGGAGCAGGAAGCGGUGGAUGUGCCCAAAAAAAUACUGGAAGAUCAGUAAAUCAUGCAGCUGGUUUCUACGAAACGGAAGGUUCAAUGCCAGGCUCGGGAACGGGAGCAGAAUCCAAAUCCCAGGCUUCCUCCGACAAGGGCUGUGAUGGCAACCAAAAGUGCGAUGUGAAGUCAAUAAUCACGCCCGGUGAUCCCAAGCAGAAGUCCUCCAUGAUAGCCAUGAAGGCGGCCCAGGAUGCCAAGGCGGCCAGUGAGGCACAAUCGGCGGCUGGCCAGGCGGCAGCCCAUCAUAUCAAACUGGAGCUGGCGGAGAAGGCCUUCCAAUCGGCCAAGGCCGCCGAGGCUGCCCUGAUGGGUAAACAAAUGAUGGUCGAUCAGCUGGAGCAGGAGGUUCACGAAGCGGAUGCCGUCGUGGAGGAGGAAACCAACUCCAUCCAUCACACGGAGGCCAAUAUGAAUGCCGCCGUGGAUGCGGUGAAAGUGGCCACCCAACAGUUCGAGACCAUCAGUGAGCUACAGAAGACCGCCAAGGAGGUUCUGGCCAAUAUACAGGCAGUGGCCCUGGGAACGCAGCAGGAAAUGGCCGCCAAGACGCAGCUCCUCGAGGCCGCUCGCAACCGGAUGGCCCUGCUCCAGAAACAACUGCUGAGUGCCCACGACGACUACGAGAAGACCAAGCAGGCGGCCUACAAGGCAGCCUGUGCCGCCGUGGAGGCCAAACAAAGGGUCGGACCCGCCUUAUCUUCAUAUUAUAUUUUUUAAGAUUUCAAUAGCUCAAUUGCGAUUUUAAAUGAUUAUUUUAUUCUUAUACCUUCUGAAUAUGUUUUCAGUUACUAAAGAAACGUUUUUAUGAUCUUAAUCCUUAAUCUACAUUUCAAUACCUCAAUUGCGAUUUUAAAUGAUACUUUUAUUCUUAUACCUUAUGAAAAUGUUUCCAGUUACUAAAGAAACGUUUUAAUAAUCUUAGUCCGAGGCAUUUUAAUGUAGAUUUAGUAAAACGACAAAGAAAAUCUUUCAAAUAUAUCAUUUUAUAAAAAACCCCAGGUUAA